UAAAAAGGGUGACUGAAUGAGUGGAGCAUGAGUUCGAUUCUGAUUACUUAUUAGCACUCUUGAUAUCCACUUGUAAGCAACCUGGGAUGAUACUUAUAAGUUUGAUUCUUUUCAACAAUCGCACAACUGCCGGAUAAUUACUGACAUUGAUACAGAGCACCAGUAGUUUGCCAAGGCGAUGCAAAGAGAGUAGAUUUUCAAUUCGGAGCGUUUUGGCUGUUUUAAGCUUGUAGUUCGAUUGAACAAAGAUGGUAUUUCUGAACCCAACAAAAAUUCUAAUGAACCCAGUUUUUGCAUUUGGAAGGUUUUGAAAAUGUCUUUGUUUGGGUGGCUAGCUAAUCAUUGCAUGGAUUUUUUUAUUAAUAAGAAUUUUCUUAUGACAAUGUAUGAGUUGACUUUAUGAGAGUUAAUAAUUGUUUAAGCUUCCUUCCAUCCAAAUUCCACAAUCAGACAAAAUUUCAACCAUUGUGCAGCACCCCCCUGGAAAGAAUCAGUUGACUUUCGAAUUCUCCGCUGCGUUACAAAAAAUGGCAACUUUACAAAGAGCAUGAAAGCCCAGGUCUGCAGAAAACGAGUAGUAACAACCAACUUGCCUCAUCAGCUUCUUCAUCUCGGCCAUGGCUGAUGCCACAUCAUCUUCCUCACUUCCUCGCUGGUCAUAUGACGUUUUCUUGAGUUUUAGAGGCGAAGACACGCGAAGGUCCUUUGUGGAUCACCUCUACUCCGCGCUGUGCCGGGUUGGAGUUAACACGUUCAGAGACUCGGAAGAGCUCCGGAAAGGAGAGGACAUCUCUGUUGAGCUCUUGAAAGCCAUUGAACAGUCCAAGGUUUCCAUCAUCGUAUUCUCCGAAACCUACGUCUCCUCCAGAUGGUGCCUUGAAGAACUGGUGAAGAUCUUGGAAUGCAAGGAGAGGCUAAAGCAAGUGGUUCUUCCUGUAUUCUACCAUGUCCAUCCUUCCGAGGUCCGCAAACAAACGGGUGGAUUUGGUGAUGCUUUGACUCAACACAGACAACGGUUUACCAAUGAAAAAGUUAAUGAGUGGAAAGCUGCACUCACUGAGGUUGCAAAUUUCUCAGGUUGGGAUUUGCAGAAUGUUGCAGACGGGUAUGAAUCAAAGCUUAUUGAUAAAAUAAUUGGGAAAGUGUUAUUGGAGGUAAACUGUACAUACAUGAAUGUUGCAAAACACCCGGUUGGGAUUGAUAUCCGAGCCAAAGAACUACUUUCAGUCUUGCAACUGGGAACAAAUGACGAGGUUCGAAUGAUUGGAAUUUAUGGCAUGGGAGGUAUAGGGAAAACUACCCUUGCUAAAUCUGUAUACAAUCAAACAUUUCAAAUGUUUGAGGGUAGUUGCUUCCUUGCAAAUGUUAGAUCAGAAGCCUCCGAGAAACAUGCUGGUCUAACUCAUUUACAGCAGAAACUUCUCUGCAAAACUCUCAAGAAAAAGAAAUUUCAAGUUGAUAAUGUGGAUGAAGGAAUUAGUUUGAUAAAAGCGAGGCUGGGAUCAAAAAGGGUUCUCGUCGUUCUUGAUGAUGUAGACCAUAUAAGUCAAUUGGAAUCGCUUGCAGGACAAAGGGACUGGUUUGGUUCAAGCAGUCGAGUCAUCAUAACAACUAGAGAUGCUCAUUUGUUGAGUGACCUUAGAACGGAUGAGAAGUAUGAGAUGCAAAGGUUAAGCUCAAAUGAAUCUCUGCAGCUCUUUAGUUGGCAUGCUUUUGGUUGUUUUCCCCCCGCAAAAGGCUACAAUGUGCUGUCAAAAGGAAUUGUAAAUUAUGCUGCAGGGCUUCCGUUAGCACUUGUGGUUUUAGGCUCACACUUUCGUGGAAGAUCAAAACAAGAAUGGAUAUAUGAUUUCGAGAAAUUAAGACAAAUUCCCCAUGGCGAUGUUCAGAAAAUUCUUAGAAUAAGCUACGAUUCACUUGAUGAUGACACUCAGAAUAUCUUUCUAGAUAUUGCAUGUUUUUUCAUUGGAUCUGACAUACAAGAUGUUGUACCCAUAUUGAAUGGUUGUGGUUUCUACGCUGAAAGUGGAAUGAAAACUUUGGUUGAUAGAAGUUUGUUAACGGUUUGUAAAGAUGGUGAGCUUCAGAUGCACGAUUUAGUUCGAGACAUGGGAAGAGAAGUUGUUCGAAUGGAUUCACCCAGAGAUGUUGGGAAAAGAAGUCGAUUGUUUUUACCUGAUGAUGUCUCUCAAGUUCUUCAAGAAAACAAGGGCACCGAAGCAAUUGAAGGAAUGAUUAUACAUUCUCAAAUGUUAAAGAAUGUGCAGUUUAGUACCAAAUUGUUCUCAAGGAUGGUUAAAUUAAGGAUACUCAAAAUUGAUGGUGAUUUGCAUCUAAAAGGAUCUUUCAAGUACCUAUCCAGUGACCUUAGGUUGUUUUCUUGGAGAAAUUGCCAGUUAAGACACAUACCAUCUAGUUUUCGUUUGCAGAAACUUGUUUGUUUAGAUUUGCAAGGUAGCAAUAUAGAGGAAUUUCAACCUCGUUUGCAGCAUUUUAGUUGUUUGAAGAUCUUAAAACUUGAUGGUUGCGGAAAACUGAAAACAACCCCAGACUUCACCAGAGCACAAACUCUACAGAGGUUGUCCCUUACAUAUUGUUCUAAUUUGGUUGAAAUGCCAGAGUCAAUAGGGGAUUUGAAAAGCCUUGUGGAGUUAGAUUUAUCGUUUUGUUCUAAGCUGAGGGAACUGCCAAACAGCAUUUGCCAGUUGAAGGCCCUUGAGAAACUAAGCAUGUGGAGCUGUUCAGACAUCCAAUUGCCGACUGACUUGGGAAAAUUGGAGCGCCUAAGGGAGCUGGAUGUAAAUGUGAAUGCUUUUUCCCAUCUAUCAUUUUCUUGUGGAGAUUUAUGUUCCUUGAAGAUUCUGCGGGUCAACAACGACCAUGGGCACAAAGUUGGUCUUCCGCCAAUCUGUUUUGGGGGUUUAUCCUCAGUGGAAUAUGUGUACAUAAUUAGCAGUUACUGUCAUGUCUUGCCAUUUAACCUUUUUCAUCUUUCCAAUUUAAUCUCUCUCACAUUGGUUCACUGCACUAAUCUUAGAGUGGUCCAAGAAUUCCCUCCUAGCCUAAAAGAACUCUUUAUGUAUGGCUGUAUCUCACUGGAAUUGCUGCCGGAUCUGUCAAACUUAAAAAGACUCAACAUAUUGGAUCUUCAUGGAUGUGAAAGUUUGGUUCAGCUUCAAGGACUUGAGUUUCUUGAAUCUCUACAAGAAGUUGAUAUAAGGAAUUGCAGUGCCCUGAUUAGUUUUCCUUUGACUGAUGAAUUCUUCAAGGCUCAUUCUAAAGGUGAUAUUAUCGAGAUAUUCUUCACCCUCAAUGAAUUUCUAGAAUGGAAUAUCAGCCUUCUCCAAGGAGUUGGAUGUUCUUCAUCCACAGGUCUUCGAAUGCCAUUGCUUUUUGAGCAUGAGUUCAUAGGAAUGAUCUUUGGGUUUUUUGAUCAGGGGGCACAGUCUGUAAUUAUCAAUAACAGAACUACAAAUGCUGAGUUGCUUGAAUAUUGGGCGAUGGGUGGUGGGUGGAAAGUUGAGGAUGGUGAUAUAUGGUUGUUAUACAUACCGAAACACCAUUUUAGAGGCUCCAUAGAAUUUGGAGACAAACUGGAAGUGGUUGCAGAUACUCCUGAAAAGGGAUCAGACGAAGAACAAGAUGUGUUUCUAGAUACUCCUGAAAGAAAUCUGGCAUGCGAGUGCAAAAUUCAGCUAGGAAUAUAUCAGGACAAAGACGGGCAUCUGUUUUUCUUUCGUAUGAAUAGAAAUGUGGAGAUGGAUGACAUAAGUGAAUACACCACUUCGCCUAGAAGCUAUAACUAUCCACCCUCAUUCUCCAAUGAGGGAUCUGAUUUAGACAUAGACUAUGAUUCAAUAGGGGAAAUAGACACCAAUUCUUGUGUCUAUGAUUCAAUAGCGGAAAUAGACACAUACUCUUGUUCAAGUUAUACAGGUGAUUACAACAUUUCAUCUACUCCUGGUGUAUCCCGUUUUGAUGGUAGUUCGGCCACUUGUUCAUUUAGCAAUGCCACUACUGGUGAAUUGUUUGAUAGUCCUGGGGUAGUUGGUUUUGGUGGUAAUUUGUCUGUGUCGUCAUCCAGCAACGCCACUCCUGUCGUGUUCUGUUCUGGUGAUAGUUUUGUUGCUUCCUCAUCCAGCAUCACAACUCCCAGUGCAUUCAGUUUUGGUGCUUCCUUGUCCAGCAAUGCCACUCCCAGUGUAUUUAGUGGCAGUUGUAUUGCUUCCUCGUGCAGCAAAGCCAUUGCUAGUGUAUUCAGUUUCAGUGGAAACUCUAUUGCUUCCUCGCCCAGCAGUGCCACUCCCAGUGUAACCAGUUUCAAUGCCAAUUAUGUUACUUCCUCAUCUAGCAAUGGCAAUCCCAAUGUAUUCAGUUUCGGUGGCCGUUCAACUGCUUCCUUCCUUGAACAGCAAUGCAGCUCCCAGUGUAUUUAGUUUUAAUGGAAAUUCUAUUGCUUCCUCGUCCAGCAUCACCAUUCCCAGUGUAUUAAGUUUUAGUGCCAGUUCUAUUGCUUCCUCAAGCAGCAAAGCCACUGCUAGUGCAUUCAGUUUUAGUGGCAACUCUAUUACUUCCUCAGCCAGCAAUGUCAUGUCUAGUGUUUACAGUUUUAAUGGUAAUUCUAUUGCUUCAUCAUCCAGCAAUGCAACUCCCAGUGUAUUUAGUUUUGGUGGUUUUUCUACUGCUUCCUUGUACAGCAAUGCCACUCGGAGUGUAUUCAGUUUCAGUGGAAAUUCUAUUGCUUCCUCGUCUAGCAAUGCCACUCCCAGUGUAUUCAGUUUUGGUGGUUGUUCUACUGCUUCCUUGUACAGCAACGCCACUCGGAGUGUUUUCAGUUUCAGUGGCAAUUCUACUACUUCCUCCUCCAGCACCACCACCACUCCCACUGCAUUAUUCAGUUUUGGUGGCGGCUUGAUUGUUUCCUCGUCCAACAAUGCCACUCCAGGUGCAUUCAGUUUUACUGUCAAUUCUAUUGCUUCCAUGUUCAGCAGCACAACCCCCUGUGUAUAUAGCUUUAGUGCAAAUUCUACUGCUUCCUCAUCCAGUAGAUUUUGCAGUGUCCACACAGAUAUCUUGGCCAUCAGUGCUGGAGCAGGAUCAACAACCGACUUCACCUUUGGUGCCUCAAGAGGUCCCGGCUUUGCAUUUGGAUCAACUUCCAAUUCCAAUUCCCGGAGUGUGUUGGGAAAUUCUGUUUCCACAAUUGGACCAAGAAAUGGAAACAAUGGCUCAACAGAUAUGGAGGACAGCAUGGUUGAGUCAUCUGCAACUGCAAAAGCUUCUGCAUCAUCAUGUUGUUUCCCUUUCUCCCACUUCCUCUCUGUCUUGUUCAACACUUGCUUCUCUAAUCCAUUUCAAUCUGGUGGGCAGCAAAAUUCGUCUGCCUUUCAGGCAUCACAUUAUCUGGAAAUCGGAGAUGGAGGGAGCUUCUCAUUAGGCAGUGGAGGCCACAGCAAAUCAAGUCCAAAGAUUGCAACAGUUAGAAGAAGUAAGAAAGGAAGGAAGUGAUCCUUUGCCGGCUAGGGUCACAGGGUGAGGAAUAAACCUCAUAAAAAUAAAAAAAAAAAAAGAAAGGAAGGAAGUGAAAGCAAUAAGCAAAGCCAUUGCUCCAAUUCUGUGUCGCCCGCGACUCGUCCCGUCAGUUCCCAAGUUUCCACCCUGUCUGUACACUGUCCACAAGAAUGGAUCUUCAUCUUCUUUGAUCGGCCAAUAUUUUUCAACGAAGUGAUUGGCUCUGUGUAUUCUUAAAUGGAUUCUUAAAUGGUUUAAUGUAACACUCUCUGUGAAACUGCAUACAAUGGUGGAAACUACAGUCCUGCACAUAAAUCCAGGACAUUUUGGGACA
Messenger RNA from Ipomoea triloba (trilobed morning glory), 5845 nucleotides. Its product is annotated as TMV resistance protein N-like. The record is from RefSeq and is a predicted model, not a curated record. Gene Ontology annotation, biological process: defense response; signal transduction. Lineage: Eukaryota; Viridiplantae; Streptophyta; Magnoliopsida; Solanales; Convolvulaceae. Gene Ontology annotation, molecular function: ATP hydrolysis activity; ADP binding. The transcript is spliced from 6 exons. The coding region runs from base 618 to 4436 and encodes 1272 amino acids.